AUGGCGGGGAAGGGGGGCGGGGCGGCAGGCAAUGGCCAGGCGCUGCCGCAGGCGCCUCGCCCGAGUUUCCUCCGGCGCCUCAGCACGGCCGUGGAUAGAGGCAUCAGCACCUUCUUCUACCGCGAGGCCAGCGUGGUGGCGGCCUACCCCUAUGCCACCAUCGUGGUCACCCUGCUGCUUGCCGCAGCCUGUGGCUCCGGCCUCUACUUCAGCAUGUCCAUGGAGCUGGACGACGUGGACCUGUACACGCCGCGUGGGGCGCAAUCGCUGAAAGACAUCGACUACGUGCUGGACACCUAUGGCACGCCGCCGCUGGAGGAUCGCGUUCUGGCUGUGUCCCGGAGGAAUUGGAAGAGAACCAAUUUGCUCCACGACAACGAAGUAGCUAAGAAGAACUUGGUGGAAUUCAUGAGGGUGUGGGAGACCAUCGCCAAUUCGUCGUCAUCAUACAACGGGGAGAACGUGACGUACGAGUCCGUUUGCUGGCGGCCGCUGCCCGUUCUGCCUUGCAAGAGGGAGAGCGUUCUGGACGCCUGGAAUUACGAUAUGGAGAAACUGCUCGCGGAUGACGACCCAAUAGCGACGCUAAAUAAAGAUAUCCGUGACAGUUACGGGCGCAUUAUCGACAAAGGCCUCCUGCUGGGCGGUCUGAAGACCUACCGGAAUGGGGAGAUAAAGUCGGCCAAAGGCUUCCAGCUUGUUCUGAGCCUGAUGGACAACAAGGAAGAGAUUGACGGUGAGACGUACGAUCCGAGGACCUCGGCCUUCGACCAGCAUCUGGUGGACAUUCUGCAAGGAUGGGAGAAAAGCAGGCUGCGACCUUACGUCACCAACAAGCAUGCCGUGGACAGGGCGAGCGACGAGCUCAUCCAGAAGGACAUCGUGAAGCUGGCUACGGGAUAUUUCAUCAUCGUCAUCUAUGGCGCAUUCAUUCUUUUCCGCAACAGCCCUGCAUUCAACAAGUCGCACCUCAUGCUCGUCAGUGUGGUGUCAAUCCUGAUGGCCAUUGUCUCCGCAUUCGGCGCCGUCCUGUGGCUGGGCUUCGACUACAACUUGGUCACCGCCACCAUCCCGUUCCUCAUGUUCGGCCUGGGCACGGACGACACUUUCGUCAUCAUGGGCGCGUACCAGCAGGUGGACAUUGACCUGCCGGUGGCGGAGCGCGUGGCAUUAGUCAUGGGCCGCGCCGGCUCGUCCAUCUUCGUGACCUCGCUCACGGACUGCAUCGCCUUCAUUGCCGGGACGUACACAUCGAUUGCCGGCAUCCAGACCUUCUGCGUCUUCGCCGCCUUUGGCAUCUUCUUCGACUUUUUGUAUCAGGUGACCUUCUUCGUGGCUUUCGUCGUGCUGGACGGCCGGAGGGAGGUCCGCGCCAGGAACGGCGCCAGCUGCGCUGGCUUCCAGUGCGGCUGCAGCCAGACCAACCACGACAUCGAGCGCGUGGUGGCGCAGUUCGACGACCCCCUGGGCAUCGUCAGGAAGAUGACGGAGAAGGCGCCCAAGCUGGACACCACGUUCUCCUUCACGGAGAACCACGUCGACGCGCCCAUCGGGGUGGCGAUGUGCAGGUCCCCGUCGGCGACGUCUCAGUCGUCCGCCAGCUGCAGCGAGAUCCAGAGCUCAGACAGCGAUGACUCAGCACGGCGGCCGGCGCCGGUUCAGCCAAAGGCGGCCAAGGUCAUGCAGAUCACCAUAUCGGAAGCAACGGCGAAGCAGAUACCUGGCAUCCCGCAUUCCAUGUCCACCGGCGCCCCCAUAUGGGGGAACAAGAUCUUCGGCAGCGGGCCCUACGACCCGCACAAGCUGCCCCUGAGGCAAAAGAUCGUCGGCACGUGGCUUCCCAACUUCACGAUGCAUCCGCUGGGCCAGGCCGUUGUGGUCCUCCUGGAGGUGGCGCUCAUGGGCGCCGCCGUCUACGGGUGCACCAAGCUCACCAUGGACCUCAAGUACCAGGAGUGGUUCACGCCGAAGGGCACCUGGAUCUACGACGGAUACAGGGUGGAGGGAAAGAUCUUCGGAGGUACGCGUGACCAGUUCGACAUCUUCACGAAGGAGGCGGAGGAAGACUACUUUUACCAUCAGAAAGAACUUCGCCGAUUGGGGGAGGCCACCAGGAACAACCCUUACGUGGUUUCCUAUCCUCCCGUCGUGGACUGGUACGACGGCUUUAUGGCCUGGCUGCCCAACUCGCCCCACAACGCCUCGCUGGUGCGCGGCCGCGCCCCCGACGCUCCCUCCUUCAACAACUGGGUCCAGGAGUUCCUGACCACGCCCGCCGGCCGCCCCUACUACGGCUUCGUCAUCAUGGACGACGCCAACGAGCGCAUCAUCUCCUCCCGAAUAGAGGGCUACACGAAGGCCACGGCGGCCCACGACGCCGUGAGCAUGGUCAAGAGCUUGAGGGAUAUGGCGGGGCGGGUGGCCGGCAGCCUGGACGCAAUCGCCUUCGGCUACAACUUCGUCUUCUAUGACGGCUUCGCGGUAGUGGUGGAGGAGAGCGUGCGGAACCUGCUGAGCGCCGGCUUGGCCAUCUUCUUGGUGACCGUGGUGACGCUGGCGAACGUGACCGCGUCGCUGGCCGUGCUGUUCAUGGUGGCCCUGACGGAGGUCGUCCUGUUGGGAACGAUGUACUGGGCGGGAAUAACCUUCAACAUGGUGUCCGCCGUCAACCUCAUCCUCUCCGUGGGCAUCGCCGUGGACUACGCCACCCACGUGGCGCACUCCUUCCUGUCGGUGUCCGGCCAGCCCAGGGAGCGGGCGAGGGGGGCGCUGGACCACAUCGGCGGCGAGGUGCUGGCAGGCGCCGUCACGACAUGGCUGGCGAUCGCCAUCAUGUACUUCGGAGAGCACUACAUCUUCCGCGUCUUCUUCGUCAUGUUCCUCACGACGGUGAGCGCCGCAGUGUGGCACGGCCUCGUGGUGCUGCCCAUCCUGCUCACCUGGAUACGGCCCCGCGCCUACAGCGACGGCCUCUCUCCCGCCCACUAG
Ostreobium quekettii is the source of this 2988-nucleotide messenger RNA. The record is from the annotation of a GenBank genome assembly. NCBI's taxonomy places the organism in Eukaryota, Viridiplantae, Chlorophyta, Ulvophyceae, Bryopsidales, Ostreobiaceae.